Prunus mume (Japanese apricot) is the source of this 692-nucleotide messenger RNA. Lineage: Eukaryota; Viridiplantae; Streptophyta; Magnoliopsida; Rosales; Rosaceae. The record is from RefSeq and is a predicted model, not a curated record.
AUGUAAGUAAGGACCGAAUCUCGGGGCACAAAAUCAAAAGUUAAACUCUGUGGACUCUGAAAGCUUCAUCUUCUCGUCUCUGUGUCUGAUCAGGAUUGAGGUGGAUUGCUUCUCAUAAGCACAAAGUGUAGCUAAAAACAGAAGAAUGGGAAGCCAAGAGCCUGUUAAGCACCUUGAGGAUUGCUCAGUUUCCAACGCGUUGGGCACUUGGGUAUUUUCAGUAGCUGGGGCCUUGCUAGCAAUUCCAGUAGGGAUAAAAAAGAAAUCUUUAGCGCCACUUGUGUUCUUUGGCACAACUGGUACCAUGCUUGACAUUAUUAUGGGAAUCACUCAGUGUGAAAGAGAACAUGCAGAACGCCAAAAGCAGCUCUUAGAAGCCCAACAUUCUGCAACUGAUGCUUCUUUUGCUGAGACUGGAGCCGAGUCCUAGUCUUGUGCAUAUGGAGCAAUAGGCCGCAUUCUUGGCUGCUAUCAUUUUCUCUUCAGAUUGCUUUGCUGUUAAAGCUAAAUCCCUUUCUGUAAUGAUGGCUCUUUGUUUCUGUUCUGAGCUUUUUUGUUUCAUGGGUUAAUAAUCACUCAGAAGUUGUUAAUUAUGAAUGAGUUCAUGCUAGAUCUCUCUCGGAUGAAACUUCCUUAUGAAAAUUUCUUUCAAGUUGAGCAGAAAAUUUAUGACUUAUGAACCUUAAUUGUUA